GACGGGUGCUCUUCCGAUCCUGGCGCGUCCGGCAGUAAUGCCACGUAUGAGUCGGUUACCCAUCUCUAAACGCGUAGAGGUGGGGAGCUAAAGGCCAGGCGGCUUACCCGACGUCGAAUUUCUCAAGGUCUGUGUCAGUCGACGGAAUAAAGGUACUACAACAUCUACUAUCUAUCGGGAUCGGAAGACGCCUUACAGCGUUUUCCGAUUUUUGCUCUUUGAGCAUUUUUCUUCAAAUUGCGAUAACCGACCCGAUCACGCGGGGCUUUUACAAAGCAAUGCGUGGUCGGUAAGAUGGUUGCAAUCUUUUCCACCUCGUUUCUUUCACGGAACGAUAGCAAUGCGUGUGGGGAACGUUAAAAACUCCCUUCAUGCAUCCCAGGAUUUAUCCUGCUUACCGCAAAGCAAUGCGUAUCGCGCAAAAGCAAUGCGUGUGGGGGACUUGUCAAAGAUCCCCCGCCGCAAAGCAAUGCGUGUCGGCACCACGCAGAGCUAAGCGUGUAGGCAGACUUUGUCAAAAGUAGUCCUGCCGCAAAGCAAUGCGUGUGGAGACCUUCGCCGGUGAAAGCAAUACGUGUGGGCGAACUUAGAUCUUCGCGCCCACACAUCCCAUGGUGAGGAGCGGCCCAUGUCGAAAGACUAAGCGCCCCGGUAGUGACUACCGUGAAAGUCUAUAAUGGACAGCGGAAACAACGUUGCCUCGGAGCCGAGGGGAGCUGUGGACGUGACCUCAGCAGCUCCAAUCGGGGCGGAGUUAAACGCCGAACCUUGCGAAGGUCGCAACCAAAGGAGGGAGGCUGCCUUAAGUGCUCAAACACGCCGGCGAAAUCCGGCCCGCCGAGCUCGGAAUGCCCAACAGGCUGACGAGCCCGGCGAUGAUGAGGAAAUAGAGACACACGGGCCUCUAACUAUCCGGACGGCGGAGCCGAUGGAGAUUGUCGCAAUAGCGAAAAACCCACAGGCCUGUCCCAAAUGCCUGCAGGGAGGUACCCAACUUCUCUGCAUGGGCAGCUGGGAACUAAGCAGGCACAUCAGUAAAGAACACCCGUCAGUCGACGUGACCUGGGUGUGCGGUGCUUGUCAAAGGCGCUGCACAACGCUCAGGUCGUGGAGCUGUCAUGUUCCGCACUGUAAGGGGCGACAAGAACCAAAGGAUCUGCCGUUCAAAUGUGAGCAUUGCAGCUUGUCGUUUGACUCGCAGAUCGGACUCUCUCAGCACGAGAGGCAUGUCCAUCCAGAGGUGCGAAACGAUAAGCGCGCGGCAGAGGCCAAUAAGCCAAAGGGGAAGAGUGGCCGUAGGCCUUCUAUAUGGUCCGACGAAGACUUGCUGCUUAUCCGGGAAUUAGAGAGCGAAUACCAUGGAGCUUGAAAUAUUAAUGAAAGAAUAGCUGAUCAUUUCCCGGAUAGAACAGGCAGACAGGUGUCGGACGCCCGGAGGCGUAAGGACUAUGCCGCGCUCCGAGAGAGAGGAGGCCCGCAAGGCCCAGCAGAAGGAGUCGAGGCCAUCAAAGAGGUAGACGAAGGCGAAAUCCCUGAAGGGGAAGAGCUGGUCGCCACCGAUGGCGCUGCGUUGGAAAGCGGCCCCCGGAGAAUGGAGGGAGCGCACCCGCAGAACAAGUCAAUGCGCCCGCGCUGGAAAGCAGUUCUCAGCAAGAUCGAGAGUGCAGCCCGGCAGUGGGGUCCGAUGAACAAAUCGAGGACAGCAGUGACGACGACGAAUUCUGCGACGCAUUAGGAGAAAUAUCACUCCCAGAACCUCUCUCGGUUGAACGCACUACAAUCUCACCACCUCCU
This is a messenger RNA of Nasonia vitripennis (jewel wasp), 1794 nucleotides long. RefSeq lists its product as uncharacterized. The coding region runs from base 677 to 1369 and encodes 230 amino acids. The transcript has 2 exons. The record is from RefSeq and is a predicted model, not a curated record. Lineage: Eukaryota; Metazoa; Arthropoda; Insecta; Hymenoptera; Pteromalidae.